AUACAAAAAAAAGAAUAAAGCUAUUUGUACCCCAAAUUUUUGUACCCCAUUUGUACACCGCAGGGUGGGAGCUUGCCUGGGCACGAGAGAGGUCUUACAGCAUAAGGUCGUUCUAGUCCUACCCUUCUACGACUCCACCACCUUUCUCAAUAAUAACAACAACCCAACAUCACGGCUUUGAUGGCGGUUCAUUGCCAUCUGAAUAUUGCUCCCUACCUCAAUCCCCGCCGUACCCGGGCAACUUCUCCUCUCUCCUGCGCACAUUAUCGCCCACUCUUCCGCUCACCGAAUCUUCGCUUCUCUCCCAAGCUCCAGCUCAAGACUGAGAUUCUCUGUCAGGACUGUGGGGGGAGAAGGGGCGGCAUCGCCCUGAAGUGUGAAGCAAUGACGGAAAAGCGAUCCAUGUCUGAAGAUCGAAUGCUGGUCAUUGUUCCGCAGCAUCCUUUGAUAAAGCACUGGAUUUCUGUUCUCCGGAAUGAGCAGACGCCCUGCCCAAUUUUCAGAAAUGCCAUGGCUGAGCUAGGGAGAUUACUGAUGUAUGAAGCAUCAAGAGAUUGGUUGCCAACCAUAACAGGUGAAAUUCACACACCGAUGGCUAUCGCAUCAGUUGAGUUCAUUGAUCCUAGGGAACCAGUUGCGAUUGUUCCCAUCUUGAGAGCUGGUCUAGCUCUUGCGGAGCAUGCAUCUUCUAUCCUUCCAGCAACAAAAACUUACCAUCUGGGAAUAAGCAGGGAUGAAGAAACACUUGAACCAACUAUAUACUUGAACAAGCUACCUGACAAAUUUCCAGAAGGCUCUCGUGUUUUUCUUGUCGACCCUAUGCUGGCUACUGGUGGUACCGUAGUUGCUGCUCUUGAUUUGCUAAAGAAACUUGGAGUCGGGAACAAGCAAAUUAAACUGAUAUCUGCCGUUGCUUCCCCUCCAGCUCUUCAAAAGCUCAGCGAGAAGUUCCCUGGACUUCAAGUUUAUGCUGGAAUUAUAGACUCCGAAGUUAAUGACAAAGGGUUUAUAAUCCCGGGACUUGGAGAUGCAGGAGACCGUAGUUUUGGUACAUAAAUCAAGCAGACCCAACCCGUGCUUAAUCAAUUUACAAAUUUGAAAGUCCAUGGAAGAGAAUAUUUGGAGCUUUUCAUCCGUGCGGAGACCAAGUUUUACCAAGUGCUUGACUUCAAGUCAAGUGAGUUUUUGAUACAACAUUUCAAGUCAUUUCUCUUUAUCAUUCAUUGUUCUAUCAUACUUUGCAUCUACUGUCGAAGGGGAUAGCUUUAUUAAGGAUUUACCGGCCUAAGAUUUCAAGUAGAUUGGAUUCACCCAAGACUAUUGAGUUUUCAUAGCUUUUGCGGUGAUUUAUUUGGACAUUACAAGAUUUGGUUCUUGAAAAAAAUAAUAGUUUAUAUACAGCUUAUAUAUACUAUCUUGUUAUACAGCCAAAUUUUUGUUAUUUCGUAUACAAGAAAAGAUCUUUUUGGUU
This is a messenger RNA of Cuscuta campestris, 1471 nucleotides long. Lineage: Eukaryota; Viridiplantae; Streptophyta; Magnoliopsida; Solanales; Convolvulaceae. The record is from the annotation of a GenBank genome assembly.